CCCAUAAAUUAAUUAAUUACAGGUUGAAAAGCUUAACUGUUCUAUUCUGUUCGAUUAUAUGUACAUACACUAUACAUACAUACAGCUAACCAACCAAACCAAUUUGGCAAUGCGACCCGCCUAUAAAUUAUUACAUGACAAUACUCCUCACAAGUGCACACCCAAAUUUCAAAAAUCCAAAUCCCAAUUUAAACUUCAAAUCUAAAAAUCUAAAUGGAGUGGAGAAAAGGGCCCACGAUCGGCCGGGGCUCCUCCGCCGUGGUUUCCGUCGCCACCACCGCCGCCGGGGAGGUCUUUGCGGUGAAGUCCGCUGGCGUUUCUUCUUCCGGCUCGCUGAGGAAGGAGGAGAUUAUAAUGACUCAAUUCUCCUCUCCUUUCGUUGUACAGUGCUUUGGGUCGGAUGUUAAAGACCACGUUUUUAAUCUGUUCUUGGAGUAUGUUCCCGGCGGCACGCUUUCCGAUCUGAUCAGAAGCAGCGGCGGCGGCCGCCUCGAGGAGGCGGCGAUUAGGCUCUACGCGCGGCAAUUGGUGGAGGGAUUGAAUUGUGUUCAUCUCAAGGGUGUGGCUCACUGCGACAUUAAAGGGCAGAAUAUAUUGGUCGGCGCCGGCGGGUUGAAGAUCGCCGAUUUUGGGUGUGCGAAAUGGGUGGGGGGGAAAUUGGGCGGGAGUUUCGCCGGAACGCCGGCGUACAUGGCCCCGGAGGUCGCCCGCGGCGAGGAGCAGGGAUUUCCGGCGGAUGUGUGGGCUUUGGGGUGCACUGUGAUCGAAAUGGCCACCGGAACAAUUCCGUGGCCGGAGAUGAAGGACCCUGCGGCGGCGCUUUACAGAGUGGCUUACUCCGGCGACGUGCCGGAGUUUCCUGACUGGUUCUCCGACGCCGGCAGGGAUUUUCUCGGGAAGUGCCUGGUUAGAGAGGCGGCGGAGCGGUGGACGGCGGCGGAGCUUCUGCAGCAUCCUUUUAUCAGCUCUGUGGAUUCCGAUUCCGGCGAGAUAAGAGAGCUCGUCAGAAAUUCGCCGACGAGCGUGAUGGAUCAGUGCUUUUGGGAUGCCAUGGAAGUUUCAGAUUUUUCUCUCGAUCCGACGGGUACGGCUUCGUCGUCGACGAAUUCUCCGGCGGCCAGGAUCACAGGUCUCGCCGGCGGCGUCCUUCCGAUGAAUUUGAAUUUUCCAGAUUGGACAGAGGAGGAAGAUUGGGUAACCGUUAGGGAUGAUGGGAAUAAAGAAUCUUCACGGGAUUAUUACAGCAGUGAAGAUUCGAAUUACGAAAACUUGAUUGGUGAAGAAGAGACGGGUGUCUUAACUGCCAUUGAAGAUCCAUUCUUGAAUUCCUUUAGUGAUGAGAUUAAUGUUACUGAUAGAAUUAGGGAUUUUUCAUCUGGGCUUUCUGUGUCAAGAACAAUUAUGUCCGAUCAAACAGUAAUGGAAUUUAAAUCGACUUUUCCUGCAAUUUUCACAGUCCUUUUUUCAUGGCAUUAUUCCAUUGGUGAAGAAGAUGACUGAUUUACAAAGCAUUUU
Messenger RNA from Andrographis paniculata, 1515 nucleotides. Its product is annotated as mitogen-activated protein kinase kinase kinase 18-like. The transcript has a single exon. The coding region runs from base 214 to 1500 and encodes 428 amino acids. Lineage: Eukaryota; Viridiplantae; Streptophyta; Magnoliopsida; Lamiales; Acanthaceae. The record is from RefSeq and is a predicted model, not a curated record. Gene Ontology annotation, biological process: protein phosphorylation. Gene Ontology annotation, molecular function: ATP binding; protein kinase activity.